AUGAUGGCGGCGGUGACGGCGGCGCAGAGAUCUGUUCCGGCGCCGUUUUUGAGCAAGACGUAUCAGCUAGUUGAUGAUCGGAGCACAGACGACGUCGUUUCAUGGAACGAAGAUGGAACAGCUUUCGUCGUUUGGAAAACAGCUGAGUUCGCAAAAGACCUUCUUCCUCAAUACUUCAAGCAUAAUAAUUUCUCAAGCUUCAUUCGUCAGCUCAACACUUACGGAUUUCGGAAAACUGUACCGGACAAAUGGGAAUUCGCAAACGACAAUUUCCGGAGAGGACAAGAGGACCUUCUGUCGGAAAUACGGCGGCGUAAGUCGGUGAUCGCGGCGGCGGGAAAAUGUGUUGCUGUCGGUUCGCCGUCUGAGUCAAAUUCGGCGGGUGAUGAUCACGGGUCAAGCUCCACGUCAUCACCCGGGUCGAAGAACCCUAGUUCGGUGGAGAACAUGGUUGCGGAUUUAUCCGGCGAGAAUGAGAAGCUGAAAAGAGAGAACAACAGUUUGAGCUCGGAGCUCGCGGCGGCGAAGAGGCAGCGAGAUGAGCUGGUGGCUUUCUUGACGGAGCAAAUGAAGGUAGGACCGGAACAGAUCGAUCAGAUGAUCAAAGUAGGGAAAUUCAAACCGAAUGUAACCCGAGGUUCUUCGACGGACGAGGAAAGUGGCUGCGAAGGCUGCGGCGGAGAGGAGGAGGAGGAGGAGGGGGUAGGUGAAGGAUUGAAAUUGUUUGGGGUGUGGUUGAAAGGAGAGAGAAAGAAGAGGGGUCGGGAUGAGAAGAAUUUCGUGGUGGGUGGGUCCCAUAUGACGGAAAUAAAGAACGUGGACUUUCACGCGCCGUUGUGGAAGAGCAGCAAAGUCUGCAACUAA
Thlaspi arvense is the source of this 864-nucleotide messenger RNA. The record is from the annotation of a GenBank genome assembly. NCBI's taxonomy places the organism in Eukaryota, Viridiplantae, Streptophyta, Magnoliopsida, Brassicales, Brassicaceae.